UGCACAUUCAUGGCGAGCUUCAUCCUCAAACUCACUGUCUUGUCCCUUUGCAUGUUAAUGGUCACUGGCUUUGAUUACAAGGAUGCUCUUGAUAAGAGCUUGUUGUUCUUUGAGGCUCAGAGAUCCGGCAAGCUUCCGGAUAAUCAGAGAGUGAGGUGGCGUGGUGAUUCCGGUCUUAGUGAUGGGUUUGCUCAAGGGGUCGAUUUGGUUGGAGGAUAUUAUGAUGCUGGUGAUCAUGUGAAGUUUGGUUUGCCAAUGGCUUAUUCUGUGACAAUGCUCUCAUGGAGUAUUAUUGAGUUUGAGAAAGAGAUCACUGAUGUUAACCAAUUGGAGCAUGCUUUGGAUGCUAUCAAAUGGGGGACUGAUUACUUCAUCAAAGCUCACAAACAACCAAACACUCUCUGGGCACAGGUUGGAGAUGGAGACAGUGAUCAUUAUUGCUGGGAGAGGUCGGAAGACAUGUCGACUCCGAGGACCGCUUACAAGGUUGACGCAGAGCAUCCCGGCUCGGACAUCGCCGGAGAGACUGCUGCUGCUUUGGCUGCUGCUUCCAUUGCUUUCAAACCUUAUGACUCUUCGUACUCUCAACUCCUCCUUGUCCAUGCUAAGCAGCUUUUCUACUUUGCGAAUACAUUUCGAGGCAAAUACGAUGAGUCUAUCCCAAAUGCUCGAGCGUAUUAUCCUUCAGGGAAUGGUUACUAUGAUGAAUUAUUAUGGUCUGCUGCUUGGCUUUUUGAGGCAACAAAUGAUCAAUUCUAUCUAAAUUACGUCAUUGAGAACUCAGCCUUGAUGGGUGGCACUGGAUGGGCAGUCACAGAAUUCUCUUGGGAUAACAAGUAUGCAGGGUUACAAGUUCUUUUAUCAAAGGUACUGCUUUCUGGAGGUAAUGAAGCUCAUCAAGCCAUUCUAAAGCAAUACCAAGCGAAAGCGGAGUUUUUCUUAUGUGCUUGUCUUCAGAAAAACAACGGGCACAAUGUUCCGAUGACCCCAGGAGGGUUAUUGUUCGUCGAUGGGUGGAAUAACAUGCAAUAUGUUUCGUCGGCAUCUUUUCUCUUGGCCGUCUACUCCAAUUACUUGUCCAUGGCCAAUGCAAAACUCUACUGCCCGGCUGGUGAAACGCAACCUUUCGAACUGCUUACAUUCGCACAGUCUCAGGCCGAUUACAUUCUCGGAAAGAAUCCGAAGGCUAUGAGUUACAUGGUUGGUUAUCAAGACAAAUAUCCGGCUCAUGUGCAUCACAGAGGUGCUUCAAUUCCAUCAGUGUCGAUCCUGAAAUCUCCGAUCGGUUGCCUCGAAGGAUUCGAAUUAUGGUACAAUCGUCAAGAGGCAAACCCAAACAUUAUCGCCGGAGCUCUCGUUGGAGGACCAAACCAAAAGGAUGAGUUCUAUGACCAACGAAACAACUAUGAACAAACUGAACCAGCCAUUGCAGGAACAGCUCCUCUUGUCGGCCUUUUUGCAAGAUUAAGCAGCCUCUCCGGAGGAUCAGGAUAUGUUCCAAGAAAUUCAUCACCAAAACAAUCCAGACAGAGCGCAUAUGUUCCAAGAGAUUCAUCACCGAAACGUAUCGAACAAAAUGAGAACCCUGUGGAAAUCCUCCACUCAAUAACUAAAGUAUGGAAGCAUAACGGUGUCGAUUAUUAUCGGCACAAGGUGAACAUAAAGAACACUUGCGGAAAGCCGAUUACUGAGCUAAAACUAGCCAUGGAAAACCUCUCAGGACCAAUAUGGGGUCUCCUACCAACAUUAGAGAAAAAUGUUUAUGAGCUUCCUUCAUGGAUCAAGGUCUUGAAUCCUGGUUCUCAAUUCACCUUUGUUUAUGUCCAAGAAGGUCCUCAAGCCAAGGUUUCAGUCCUGAGCUAUCAUUGAUCAGCAGAACGGUCCCAAUUGGUACAAUACUUACUUUUGGGAAGCCAAAGAUUGGAUUAAUCAUCUCUCCCACUAAUCUUUAUACAGUUGGAGAGCUGAUAUAAUAUGUAUUUCUUGU
Dioscorea cayenensis subsp. rotundata (Guinea yam) is the source of this 1987-nucleotide messenger RNA. Its product is annotated as endoglucanase 13. The coding region runs from base 10 to 1869 and encodes 619 amino acids. The record is from RefSeq and is a predicted model, not a curated record. NCBI's taxonomy places the organism in Eukaryota, Viridiplantae, Streptophyta, Magnoliopsida, Dioscoreales, Dioscoreaceae. Gene Ontology annotation, biological process: carbohydrate metabolic process. Gene Ontology annotation, molecular function: carbohydrate binding; hydrolase activity, hydrolyzing O-glycosyl compounds. The transcript has 11 exons.